UGGGCUGCUCCUCCUGACGGGCUGCCUGGGCUGGCUGGCUGGCUGGCUGGGGCUGCUGGCUUGCAGGGCGGCACACGGGCAAAGACGGCGGCGAGGAGGGGGGGGGACACGACGUUCCAUCCGAACAAAGCUCUUCCUUCCUACAAGACUUAAGACACCAUCUUCCACCGACUACGACGACGACGAAACAGAAGACGAAGAAGAAGUACCCGCCCUGCCACCAUUUUCGUGCCAUCCUAACUUCCCUUGAAUCCCCUCGGAGGAGAACCACGACCAGCAGCGGCAGAGGCAGCAGCGGCGUCGGCGGGCAGGAAGCACUUGAUCAGCGUUGCCAUGAAGCACCGCGCGCCUUUACGCGCCUCACUUUUUCCCCUUUAAGGUGUUGGGGACUUUGGUGUGCAUGACUAACAAGGACUGUCAAGUUGUCACUGCUUGGGAGAAACAUGCAAAAUGGUGUGGGAAGGGACCGCCUCUCCUGACACCUAGGAAGACUUGUCAGCUGGAUUUCCUGCCCGAAAUUGAGGGGGUAAAGUAGGGGAACUAGGGGUACACGUUUAACGAGGAGUCGACUCGGCUCUGACCUCGCUUGCAGGACUUUAGUUUUUUUUGUCGUCAAGUUUGGAUCCACCUUGCCUCCUCCUCCUCAUCCUCAUCCACUGAAAGGUGUGGUCAUGCUUUCCCUGGAUGAGCCCCUGGACCUGAAGCUCCCUCGGAGGACCAGUGGGCGGGAUCGAGGUUCUCGCUCGCCCUCCCUUUCCCUUUUGUUUCCCCAACGAGCACACCACCUCCAUAUGGCGGAUGACGGCACGGCGGUCAUUGACCCCGCCUCACCAGCGUCCCCGCACACAGGCGUGCAGGUCGUACCCCAUGACCGAACAGACACCCCAACCCCGCCUGCGGUGGAUCUGAGCAUGUCACCGUCCUCCUUACGGCAUACGCCAACCUCGCCAGAGAUGACCAACGGCAACUACAUUCCUUCUGCGAAUUCCCAGCUCUCGCAAGCCUUUCAGUUCUUCGUUCCAAUCGGAGCCGGGGCGGGACUUCACCUGCCGUCCUCCAUGUUUAUUGGCCAGAUGAGUGACAAGAGAGCCUCCCCUGAUCUGUCUGCAGAUGAACAACUGGCUUGUCGUUGGAAGAAGUGCCGCCUGCUUUUUGACUCUCUCCAAGACCUGGUGGACCACGUCAAUGACUUCCAUGUCAAGCCAGAGAAGGAUUCGGGGUACUGCUGCCACUGGGAGGGCUGCGCUCGCAAAGGGAGGGGAUUCAACGCUAGGUACAAGAUGCUCAUCCACAUCCGCACGCACACAAACGAGAAGCCUCACCGCUGUCCCACCUGCAACAAAAGCUUCUCACGUCUCGAGAACCUCAAGAUACAUAACCGCUCACACACAGGUGAGAAGCCCUACAUUUGUCCGUAUGAGGGCUGCAACAAGCGCUACUCCAACUCCAGUGACCGCUUUAAGCACACACGUACACAUUAUGUGGACAAGCCCUACUACUGCAAGAUGGUGGGAUGCCUGAAGCGCUACACAGACCCCAGUUCUCUACGCAAGCACAUCAAGGCCCACGGUCAUUUUGUGGCGCAGGAUCAGGGCUCGCCAGGCGGAGUGGGGUCCUUGCUAAAGGGAAGUCACAGCGGAGGUCUUGCAGGCGGAGUGGGCAAGGAUUCAGACAUGUCCUACAUGAGUGGGGCUCACAUUAUCAUCCCAGGGGCGACGGCCGCUUUCCUGGGAGCCCACGCUCUUCAGGGCCUGGGUGGAUCCCUACCGUUGUCCCCUCUCAGUCCUCGGCCCCUGGACCUCAGCACAUUGGGCUGCCCGAGUUCCCCACCGGGCGGGCUGGGAAGCACAUCUGUCCUAUCUUACAACGGAUCCCCGCUGGGUCUGGCCAAGUCGCCGAUGCUGUCCCCGGCGUUCAGCUCCUCAACAUUGGGCAUGCCCAUGGUUCCCGUGCUGGGGGCGGCUGCCAAGCGCAGGGCCCCCAGAAAGGCCCGAGGCGAGGAGGAGGCUGAGAAUGAGGUGACAGGGGGGGUGCUUAACCUUUCCACGGGAGGGUCUCAUGAUCCCUUGUCCUGGGUGGUCAUCCCCCCAGGGACCGUGGUGCUCAAACCAGCUGUGGUCAACUGAUAGACACACGCGCACAUUCCAGAAGAGCUCAGGGGGUCAGGAUGGGAGGGUGAACGCCUUAGUCAGGGUACGGGCAGUCAAGGGUGGCGGGAGGGGGGGUAGAAACUAUACAACCGUUUGUACACUUAGACUCCAUACAUGCACGACAUUGUAUGAUUAUUUGUAGAACGCAGGCCCCCUUUUUUUUUUUUAAUCGGGGGCUCAAGCUCAAUUUAUAUCACAAGUUCUAUUUUAUACUUUAUCCAUUCCUUGUCUGUUGGUUCUGUGGACAGAGCCCAUGAACGCGGCAGUCGUGUUUCCUUUCGAGUAUUUAUAAAAGUUUAUCGACCGUGUGCCUCUAGCCAAGCAGCGAGAUCGAAAACCCCGCAGAGAAACACAAUGACGCACCGUCAGCCGGGCAAAGGUUUAUUAUUGUAAACUGAUAACAUACAGUUACAGCUUUUGUGUUUCAUAAGACAAGCUUGCCAGACCAAAGCAAGUGAACGCAACAGUUUAGUUAUACACAGCACUUAACUGCUUACCAUCACAAAAACCUCAAAAACUGCUGCUAAAUUCUAGCGCAGGGGUCUCAAACUCAAUUUACUUGGGGGCCAUUGGAGCUCGGGUCUGGGUGAGACUGGUCCGCAUCAGGUUUAAUAAAAAAAAACAAAAAAACGCAUUUAUUAAAAUUAAAAAAUGUUUAAACUUCACUUUGGUUCCAAUUUUCUACAAUAAAAGCUCUGAUAAAACAUUCCACUGUUCUCAAAUAUCUUACUUUUUAUUUUUCUACACAAAAUAAGAUGAAAAAUAAAUAAACAAAUCAAGAAUAAAGAAAAUCAAUCAAUCGGUAAGAAAUAAAUAAAUAUAAUAAUAAUAAUAAAACGGCAAAUAAUAAAAACUUAAGAAACCACAUAUAGUUGGUGGGUAGACAAAUUAUUAAAAUGAACAAAGCAUUAUUAGAGCCCUGUAGACAUGACAAAACAUGACUAUAGUCACAUUUAUACUCUUUUUAUUCAUAACAUAUUGCGCAACUGCAGGGUCUUGACACACAUGCUAACUCGCAAACUCGAGAGCUAGCGACCUAAAAACGGUAGCCUUCAAGUUAUUUCCUUUCAACUUAAAUAGCCAAAAACUUACCACUUCCACACGGAUCGAGAGGAUAACUAUUAACAGUUAUUUAACCUUUAACAUGAACAUUAAUCAAACGUAAUAAUUUUUUUCUGGGUACAUGAUACCAUACAGCAUAUCAAACUUGCGCGGGCCGGACUAACAUUAGACUUUCAUAUCGCGUGUUUGAGACCCCUGCUCUAGUGAGUCCUCUUUUUUUACGCGACAAUCUGUCCCCAUUUCGGGGAGGCUGACCAACACGGACUAGCCUGGUCCAGCAGAAUGUUUGUCACAGACAGCAGUUUUUUUUUAGAGCUAUCUGAGGACAGACAAGCGGUGUAAAAUCACCUGAAAAACACCAAUAGUCACUCCUGCUUCUGUAAUGCAGAGCACUGCUGAGUAUGGCUCCCCCCUGUGGCGGAAAGAAACACAAAUAUCCCAUUGGAUAAAACUGGAUUGGCUCCUGGAUUGUCCAGCUGCUUGCCCGUGAUUGAAUCAACACAGCCAGUUUGUGUAUGAAAGAGCCAGUGUGGUGAUAAACACUGCUGUCUUGUGUUUUCCUUAAAGAUCCACUCGGCUGAAAAAAACAGUUGUGAAAAACAGAUGGCCCUCCAGUAAAAGCUUUAGUUGUAUCCUGCCUGGCAAAAUACCCAGAAAAAGUCAAGGGGGAUGUACAUAUUGGGGGGGUCCAAACACUUAGUGCCAACUACAGCUGGACUGACAGGGAAGCCACACUUCGAUAAACUGCCUCAUUUUAUUGUGUCCAUUAUGGGUCCAAUCAAAGUCUUACUGACCAGGGUUACGUUAAGCAGUCGUCACGUGCUUAGAACGGAUUGUGGUUCAGUUUCGUAACAAGAGUCAUUUUAGUUAUGGGACACAGAGGAGCACGAGAGGAUCAACACAAGGAACAUUCCCUCAAGAGACUUCCAUAGACUUUCAUCCUCUCUCUCCUUGUCCCAUCUGCUCCGUUCGCAGUCCUUCCACGGCCGACGCCCACUUUUACGACUCAGAUCGGUCUUAUAAUUUUGCCUGUAUGCGUUUGGACGAGACAUUUCUCUCAGAUGUUGAAUUUUGCUUCUUGUGUUCUGUGAAAACUGCGCUGACAUCAGCUUCUCUGCUGUCCAGUAUGAGUAUUUAGGUGGUCUUUGGGGACAGUGGUUUGCAAUUCUUGGGGGGUCUGGCUUGUCGAAUGCAUUCCACUAGUGAUAAGUUGCAGCGUCAAAAUUGGCCGACAAAGGGAACGUAAACUGUGACAAAAAGACUCGACGCCAGGCGUAAAAAUAACCUCAGUUCUGUCAAAGGCAAGAUGGAGUGAACAAGAAAAGUCCACAAAAUACGCUCCAGAAAAUCUAUUUUCACAGGAAGUCGAGACAGCCCCAACUGUACCAGAUAUUCCAGUGGUGCCUUGGUUAACAUGAAUCCAUUCUAGAAUGUCCAAACCAAAAUGGACUCUAACCAAAGCAUAUUUUCCUUUUACUGAGGUAAAAAUAACCUCAGUUCUGUCAAAGGCAAGAUGGAGUGAACAAGAAAAAUCCAUAAAUUACGCUCCAGAAAAUCAAAUUUUCACAGGAAUUGGAGAAGGCCCCAACUGUACCACAUAUUCCAGUGGCGCCUUGGUUAACAUGAAUCCAUUCUACAAGGUCCAAACCAAAACGGACUCUAACCAAAGCACAAUUUCCCAUAGAAAAUAAUGUAAAGCCAAUUAAUCCGUUCCGGACACCCCAAAAUGUUAACAUUUUAUAGACAAUAAUUACACUGUAGUUUUUCAUAGAGAAAAUGACACAAAAAUUAAUAAAUAAACAUUUAAAACAUCAUUUUGACCAAGCGAAAUAUCAAUGUUCUAGAACCAGUAAAUUUCUACCUUACUGUUUCAUAAAAAAAACGAAAAAAAACUGUGCGUUGGCGAGGAAGCCUAAUCAAGCGUCAACAAAUGCCAAGGCAGAAAUUGGGGAUGUUAACCAGGGCAUACACAAAUUCCCAUUUCCUUACUUUUCCAGACCUGGAAAUGUCCAAAAAUGAAAAAUUACACAUACUUGUGUAGGAACACCAUAUUUAGGAGAGACCAUUUUGCUAAGCAUUCCCCCGCCAACUCCUGCCCCACCUACACUUUUCCUUUCCAGAGUGAUGUCAUCCGAAACAGCCCAUGCGGAGUAGGAUAGAUAUUUCCAUGGCAACAGAUGCGGCAGGUUGAAGCUGAGAACGGGGAGGAUGAGUCUGGCAGCAGAGAGCUGGCUAACGUGACACGAAUCCUCGUAGGGGUUCACAUGAAAUAAGCUUGGUGGUCCAUGAAUGCGUUGAUACAAAAACUGCACUUUUGAUCCCGGAGGUGGAGGUGGUGGGAGGUUCUUUCCUCAGCGUCCAGCUUUAUUCAUUUAGCAUCCACCCUUUUAUCCACUUCAGGCUGAAUUGGAAACCACACAAAAGCGGUACUAGCGUCCGGGAGAUUUGAGCGCGUCAUCCUUUGUGUCGGCACACGUGGUUGGUGUGAUUUUAAAAAAAAUUUAAAAAAAGGGGUGCCACUGACUGAAGUGCUACAGUGUUGCACAAAAGGCUUGCUAGAAAAUAAGACCAAGGCCAACUGAGGCCUGUUCCAAGUUUGUUUCUUUUUUUUUUCUUUGCACAUGUGUGAGAUACUCUGUCAGUAUUUUCAUUUUUUCCAAGUGCCUUUUUUAUUAUUGUAGGUCAAAUAGAGAAGUUAAACAUUCUAUGGUAAAGAUUUGAUGAGAUAUAUAUAUAUUUUUUUUUUCCUGGUUUCAUGUUCUGUGGUGGAACAUGCAAGAAUGUUAGCGUUGUAUGAAAGUCACCUGUUGCUACCACAUAGCCGUCUUCUCCCGUUUUAGAGGAAUUUUAUUACGAUAUUGCUAAUAAGGUCAAUGAAAAGGAAAGUGUUUAAUAAAUACAUUGGAUACACGUGGUGUGUUUGUGUGUGCUUUGUAUUACACGUUUAUCCAAGCAGUAUGAGCACCUCAGAAAAAUGUAUGUGAUAUUUAAAAAUAUAUAUAUUUAAC
Messenger RNA from Doryrhamphus excisus (bluestripe pipefish), 6220 nucleotides. It is a transcript of the gene glis2b, whose product is annotated as GLIS family zinc finger 2b. Gene Ontology annotation, molecular function: DNA-binding transcription factor activity, RNA polymerase II-specific; RNA polymerase II cis-regulatory region sequence-specific DNA binding. Lineage: Eukaryota; Metazoa; Chordata; Actinopteri; Syngnathiformes; Syngnathidae. The record is from RefSeq and is a predicted model, not a curated record. Gene Ontology annotation, biological process: regulation of transcription by RNA polymerase II. Gene Ontology annotation, cellular component: nucleus.